GCAGCUUUCGCUUCAGCCAGCGCGAGGGGCACGGCGUCCUGCUGCUCAAUGCAGAGGGCACUGAGCGAUACGAGGGCAGCUUCCUUCGCGGCCACUUUGAUGGGCAUGGCAUCCGCAAAAUGGCGGACGGCUCUGUCUACGAGGGGCAAUGGCGAGCAGGACGGAAGCAUGGGGAAGGCGAGCUGCGGGAGACCUGUGUUCCCUCCAGAGCCUACAGCGGUCAGUGGAAGGACGGCAAGAGGCAUGGCUUCGGCGUCCAGCAGAUGGACAGCCACACGCGCUAUGAG
This is a messenger RNA of Effrenium voratum, 287 nucleotides long. Lineage: Eukaryota; Dinophyceae; Suessiales; Symbiodiniaceae. The record is from the annotation of a GenBank genome assembly.